This is a messenger RNA of Cuscuta campestris, 1147 nucleotides long. The record is from the annotation of a GenBank genome assembly. NCBI's taxonomy places the organism in Eukaryota, Viridiplantae, Streptophyta, Magnoliopsida, Solanales, Convolvulaceae.
GGUGUUGGUGCGUUAAUAAAAAUUCACACGGACACAAAUGUUGGUGCGUUUAACAAAAAUUAGUUUUACACCAACACAAAAUGUUGGUGCAAAAUUGCGGGGUACAAAUUGGGUACAAAUCUUGGGUACACAUACCAUAAUCCUUUUCCUAUCUGCCCUAACGGCGUGACCGCGUGAGAUAGUUUGUGGAGAAGUCACUGACGCUACAGGUGAAGCUUUUCGGGAUGGGAAGUGAGGACGAAAUCUCGAUCGAGGCGGCGGCGGCUGCCCGUCGAGAGCGGCUGAGGGCCCUCAGAUCUGCCCAAGAACUUCUGGAGACCCCCGACGAUGAUAAGGACAACAAUUCCAGCCAAGACCAAGAAGAAAACUAUGAGAAUGUCCAAAUGAAAUUUCGGAAUUAUCUUCCUCAAGACAAGCACCUUCAAGAGGGUAAACUUGCUCCUCCCGUUUUACCAAAGUUCAAUGACCCUGUAGCUAGCAAACCUGCAUCUGAAGAGAAGGAGAAAAGUGAGGACCCUUUCAUGAAUAUCGCCCCGAAAAAACCGAAUUGGGACCUGAGGAGGGAUGUUCAGAAGAAGCUUGAUAAGCUCGAGAAACGCACACUCAAGGCUCUACAUCAACUAGGGGAGGAGGAAGAGAAAAGAAGAUUGGCAGAAGAAUAAAGCGAAAUCAAAAAUGGUACUUUUAGAGUCGUAGUUCCCCUCCACCCCUGUCUCUUUUCAAUAGGGAUUUUGAACACGCUACUUACAAAUAUCAGAUGUACCCAAUUGCCACAACUUUGUGCGUUGUUAGUAGCAUCGUAUAAGUCAAUGAGUGAUGAUAUUAAAAGGUAAGUUCACAUAUCGCCUAGAUCAUGUCCUAACUUCCAUCUAUACCCCUGUCAUUUUCCCAAGUAAAUGGUUUCGUGUACGUUGUUUAUCAAAAUUCUGCUUAGAAAUGCCGUAAUUUAGGUAGAAUGAAGUGGUUUGGAACAACUUGUGUUAUGAUUGUGAGAGUGAUUUUUUACUUGUAGGUAAAUUUGGAGGUAGAGACCAUCCCUAUGUUGGAUUUUUGGUUACCCGAGACAGAUCUUUGAGGUCUCAAGUUGAGCUAAGUGUUAGUUGCAUUUUCUUGAGAACUAGUUUGGACCAUGCUAGGGCUAUCCAUG